AUGUUAAGUAAAUGCUGCUUUACUGGAAAUUUGCACGAGGGAGAAUCUAUUGGUGAGAUUAAAGAGCUUUUCGGCUUAAAGACUUAUGUUACGGGAUCCGCUUCCAAUGAUAAAAUUGUAAUUAUCUUAACAGAUGUUUUUGGUUUGAAGCUCGUCAAUAAUAGAUUAAUUGCUGACCAGAUAGGGAAAGCCGGGUACAAAGUCUUGAUCCCCGAUAUUCUAUUUGGAGAUCCCGUUACUGCGUUGGAUGGUUCCGUAGACUUCAAGGAUUAUGCUUACAGGCACAGACCCGAGGUUACAAGACCAAUCAUUGAUGGCUUUCUGCAUCCUUUGAAAAAGGAACUCAAUCCCAAGUUUCUGGGUGUCAUCGGCCACUGCUUCGGUGGCAGAUACGUUCUUGACUUGAUUCAAUUGCCAGCACCGUUGGCUGAUGCUGCUGCAAUUGCACACCCAAGCUCCUUGGAAAACCAAAAAUUCGAGAAUAUAGGCCAGACUCCUUUGCUUAUAUCUGCUGCACAAGUUGAUCGUAGUUUCAAUACUGAAGCGAGACAUACAGCCGAGAAGAUUUUGAGUGAGAAUGGAGCUGUGUUUCAGGUAGAUUUGUUCAGCAAUGUCAGCCAUGGGUUUGCUGUAAGGGGGGACAUUACGGAUGCAAAAGUCAAGUAUGCGAAGGAGAAAGUUCUAUCAGACCAGAUUCAUUGGUUUGAUCAUUUCUCUAGAGCCUGA
Molecule: messenger RNA, 726 nt
Organism: Lachancea dasiensis
Lineage: Eukaryota; Fungi; Ascomycota; Saccharomycetes; Saccharomycetales; Saccharomycetaceae
Source: the annotation of a GenBank genome assembly